Messenger RNA from Lachancea sp. 'fantastica', 237 nucleotides. Lineage: Eukaryota; Fungi; Ascomycota; Saccharomycetes; Saccharomycetales; Saccharomycetaceae. The record is from the annotation of a GenBank genome assembly.
AUGCUAUUUCCACAGUUGACUAGAGUGGCCGCAAGAGUGGCGUCCAGAAGAGCGUUUUCCGCGUCUUCCAAGCAGUGCGGUGCUCAUUUCAAAGAAGGUGUGUACACGAACAUUCCAGUGAAAGUACACAACCGUAAGAUUCCUUUUGCUCUGAUUCAUUUCGGGUGGUUCACGCUGGGGUUUUUGGUUCCUUUCAUCUCGUCGUAUGUGCAGUUGAAGAAGUCCGGUGUGUUGUAA